Messenger RNA from Colossoma macropomum (tambaqui), 2392 nucleotides. RefSeq names its product glycerol-3-phosphate acyltransferase 4 (gene gpat4). The record is from RefSeq and is a predicted model, not a curated record. Lineage: Eukaryota; Metazoa; Chordata; Actinopteri; Characiformes; Serrasalmidae. Gene Ontology annotation, molecular function: glycerol-3-phosphate O-acyltransferase activity. The transcript is spliced from 13 exons. The coding region runs from base 450 to 1814 and encodes 454 amino acids. Gene Ontology annotation, biological process: triglyceride biosynthetic process. Gene Ontology annotation, cellular component: endoplasmic reticulum.
AGCCCCGGAUGAGCGCGUUUUCCGCUGCGACUCGGUGUUUAGCUCGGCUUUAAACCGGCAUCGUAACAAAAUUUGGUUACAUUUAAUGAAAGAUAAAUUAAGUACAUGAGCUGAAUCGCUGUUUAACAUCAUCGAAACUCUGUUGGGGCGGAUACUGAUGUGUUGGAACUCGAGGGGAUGAAGAGGAAGUCGAAUUCUUCUGCUGGAGCACUACAGAGCAAAGGCCCAUAUACUAAGAACUGCUGAAAGCGAUCUUAAAUGCCACCUAAACAUGUAGGAUUUGUUGACUUAAAGUUUAUCUUCGGCCGUUCCUGAUAAAGAGAGGUGUUUCUCCAGAUGUUCUCAUGAAGGCCUUGUUUCAGCGCAGGCUUCAAAAACUGAGGCUCUAAAAAGCAGAACAAACAAAGUUAUUUCUCUGCAAGACGCCUCUGGCUGAAAUCUCCGCCACAAUGGAAUCCUACCUGUUCCCAUUCGAUAACCUGCUGUGCAUGCUCCUGGGCAUCUCCUUCACCGUCUGGUUCACACUUCUCCUCGUCUUCAUCAUUGUACCGGCCGUUUUUGGAGUGUCCUUUGGCAUACGCAGGCUGUACAUGAACACGCUGCUCAAGAUAUUUGAGUGGGCUACACUGAGAAUGGAGAGAGGAGCUAAAGAGAAGAACCAACAGCUCUACAAACCUUACAGCAAUGGCAUCAUAGCAAAGGAACCAGCGUCCCUGGAGCAGGAGAUCCAGGAGAUGAGGCGGAGCGGCAGCGGACUGGGUGGGGUCGAGUUCGACAUGUCUGAUAUUUUCUACUUCUGCCGUCGUGGCGUAGAGAGCAUCGUGGAUGACGAGGUGACGAAGCGCUUCACAGCAGAGGAGCUGGAGUCCUGGAACCUGCUGACCCGCAGCAACUAUAACUUCCACCACAUCAGCACCCGGCUCACCGUGCUAUGGGGGUUGGGGGUCCUCAUCCGCUACGGCAUCCUGCUGCCACUCAGGGUCACUCUGGCAUUCACUGGUGUCGGACUCCUCGUGUUUCUCACAUCCAUUAUUGGCUUACUGCCAAAUGGAGGGAUGAAGAGUUUUCUGAGUGAGAAAGCCCAUCUGAUGUGCUACCGCAUCUGUGUUCGUGCUCUAACUGCCAUCAUCACCUACCAUGACAGUGAGAACAAACCCAAAAAUGGAGGAAUCUGUGUGGCCAAUCACACAUCCCCGAUUGAUGUCAUCAUCUUGGCCAGUGAUGGCUGCUAUGCAAUGGUUGGUCAGGUUCACGGUGGUCUGAUGGGGGUCAUUCAGAGAGCGAUGGUGAAAGCCUGUCCUCACAUCUGGUUUGAGCGCUCUGAAGUCAAAGACAGACACCUAGUGGCCAAACGACUCAGUGAUCAUGUUGCAGAUAAAAGCAAACUGCCCAUCCUCAUUUUCCCAGAGGGCACCUGCAUUAACAACACAUCAGUGAUGAUGUUUAAGAAGGGCAGCUUUGAGAUCGGCUGCACUGUGUAUCCAGUGGCCAUAAAGUAUGACCCGCGUUUCGGAGAUGCGUUCUGGAACAGCAGUAAGUUCGGCAUGGUGAACUACCUCCUCCACAUGAUGAGUAGCUGGGCCAUCGUCUGCAGCGUGUGGUACCUCCCCCCUAUGAGCCGAGAGGAGGGAGAGGACGCGGUGCAGUUUGCUAACCGAGUGAAGGCUGCCAUCGCCAGGAAAGGAGGCUUAGCUGACCUAUUAUGGGAUGGUGGGCUAAAGCGAGAGAAGGUGAAGGAGGUGUUUAAAGAAGAGCAGCAGAAGCUGUACAGUAAAGUGCUGGUUGGGGGUGAAGAGGACCGAAGUUGUUCCUGAGGACCAGAGGGACUGGUCCAGUAAACUGAUCGCACUGACCACGCUGAGCCCAGAGUGCAGGAGCUAACAGCACUGUAAAAAACGCAACAGGGCCUAGAACGUAGCCCUAAGGAACUUCGCCGGGAGAAUCAAACUGAACUGGACUGGACUGAAGGAGACAACUGCCUGCGGCCAGUUCCUCCACUCACUGCUCCUCAUGCUCUCUCACAGAGAUGUUUCUUUGCACUCUUUUGCACGACAGUAACAAAAACAGUGGCAUUGAAUUCUUGGCAAACUUUUUUGACUUCCUUUGGGACUGCGUGUUACACAGUGUUACAUUUCCUUUUCGUUUUUCUAUUUAUUUAUUUCUUUUGCACAGUCUUUUACAGUAGUUAUGUGUUCGUGUUUUGAAUCUGUUGCUGUAACGCAUGCAGGAGGAAAAAAUGAAGCUUUGCGCGUGUUUAGCCAAACGAAGCUCAUCCUGUGAGCGUGUAGCUGCCGUAGCUCAGAAGCUGUCUCUGUGUGUUCGCUUUGUUAGUGUUUUAAAUAAAACACUAAUUAUGUCCUUUUUAAUACAAUCUCUUGAGCUGAAGUCUAAA